Molecule: messenger RNA, 3130 nt
Organism: Dendroctonus ponderosae (mountain pine beetle)
Lineage: Eukaryota; Metazoa; Arthropoda; Insecta; Coleoptera; Curculionidae
Exons: 4
Coding region: 1299-3125 (608 amino acids)
Source: RefSeq, a predicted model, not a curated record
GCUUGGAUGGAAAACGAAUAUCUCGCUUCUCUCCUUGCGGCGGUUGUAUGUAAUUUUUUCAUGUUGCGCCUCGUUUAGCUAGAGAAAAAUCAUGAAAGCGUCCUCAGGAAAUUGUGUCUUGCAAAAUGCUUAUAUGAAAAGGGCCUCACCCUGCGUUAACCAAGUGUGAUAAGGAAAACACUUGGAAAAGUAAAUUUGAAGGUAAAUAAACGAAUAUGAGUCGUGAUAGCUUCGCUGAUGCAAGUUUAGCUGGUAAAUACAGAUAAGAUACAAUCAUAAUCCUCCUUAUUGAUUAGGCGAUUAGUCAACAUACCGAAAAGCAAACAUAUUAAUUGUUUUCUGAUAUUCAUACUCAUAUCUGGUGAGGUUUCCGUUUAGACAGCUACUUACCCGUCGCUUCAAUAUCCCAUAAAAGAAAUGUCUUGGCCCGGCCACCACCACGGCGGUCCACCACCGCCUCCUUGCCACGGUGGCCCACCGCCUUGCCACGGGGGUCCGCCUCCACCACCUCCACAUCACGGAGGUCCGCCUCCUCCAUGGGGCGCGCCGCCACCUCCAUGGGGCUGCCCACCGCCUCCAUGCGAUCCAGGAUUUGGUGCGCCGGUCAUACCUUUGGACCCUUGCGGGCCCCAUCCGCCUCCACCAUGGGGAUGUCCGCCCUGUCAACACUCAUGGGACACCCCAGGGUGUCCUUCGUGCGGUGGAUGGAGAUGGGCGUAAAAACCAUGCAGCUCUUGUGAUUUUAGUCAAUUAAUCCGCAGACACAGCAAUGUUUAAUGGUGAAAGUAACGUCGAUUUGAGAUUUUUAAGUUGAAUAAGGCUCAGAAUGUCGAUUUCAAUGUGAUGAUGUAAUAAAAUGAUGUAGUUUAGCGAGUUGGGUGUACAUUUAUUGGAAAUUUGAAAAAGCAUGGAGACGCUAGCAAGUUAUCGUUUUUUCGGGAUUAAAAUAUUAAUGGGAAUUCAGAUUUAAAUCGCAUUAAACGGGUUUUUGUAGCGCAAAUUGUACAUUUACUGUUUUUUGGAAAAAAGCUUGAACAAGACAAAAUAACACACGUGUUUACCUUCAUGUUUUAUGUGAACACCGGCGGUGCAUCCUGUUGUGUAAUAAUAUUCGGAAGAAAACUCGCAAUUGUGGUUUUGCACUUUUGUUAUUUAUUAGCGUUUUUACAACUUGACCAUGAUCUUCUAGAACAUUUACAUAACGUCCAGGUUCACCCUUUUCUUAGCCCCUUCCACCAAUUUCUGUCAAAUCGAGUCUCCAAACUUCAACCCCAAUCUGUCGCAAGUUUCCCAAAAUCAUGCAGUCCCAACCCAGAAAAUCUGGCUUGUAUUUCAAUCACCAAUCGAGAUCUUCCGUUAAGUUUCCCUCAAAACCACCCAGUCAGAUCCAAAAAUCCUCCGUGUCCAUUCAAACUGAUAUUUUUCUAAGCGUUUGUGACUUGAGCGCGAUGUCCGUGGACGAAAUCAAAGAACAAUAUAGCAACACCUUGAAGUUCCUCAACAAUUGCCACGAAUUCAUCAACAGUGUGUUUCGAGGGCAGGCUGCUAGUGCUCAUUUGAUUGGUGAACGUUCCUUUGAUUUUCGCGCUCCCGAAGUGCCAAAUUAUUUUAGUGUCUUGGAAGUGUUUUUGGCGAGGACCCAGACGCCUGGAUCGACAGAUAAUGAGCAAACCAGCAAAUCGGAGGCGAGCAGUAAAAUGAAUUUUUCACCCAAAGUGGAAGAAGAGGAUGAGCAAAUCUUGUUCGAUUUAAAGCAGUUUUUGCCCAAACUCCCGAAUCCUCCUAACAACUGUGAGGAGGUUCGAAGACUUGCAAAGAGCAGCGCAAAAAUACUUUGCGUGAAAUCCAGCGAGGACUCAAAAGAGGAUUUCCACAUCCAGAACCCACUCUCCACCUCUCCAUCCAGACUGGUUAGAUCGGGAAAAGACAUUAUCAAGCCCAAUGGAAAGGACAUGAAGGCCCUCUCGUCAACUUUCAGGGAAAUUUUGAAGACCUGCAACGAAUUCGAGAAUAAAUCCAUUGAAUAUUUAAUAAAAAACGACGUUCCCUUGAAUGAGCCUCCAAUCUAUCCCAAACACACCAAGAAGGCAACAUCGGCCAACCCCAAAAGUGGAGAUCGAAAGCCUACAGGUGCCAACUCCCAAGAAGAAAAUCAGCAUGCCACACCAAACCCACUGGAGACUCGACCAAAAGGCUUCAACCUGCUAGAGUACGCGUUGAGAAGCCACCAAACUCCUUCCCAAAGCUCCAGCUCAGCACCCUCGUCCCCCAGACUAUCAAACGAACCAUCCCUCGGUACCUUAGGCUUGGUUCCAAAUAGGGAGUUCUUCCUUAGGGCUGCCUCAAAUAUUUACUCAAACUUCCAAGUAACCAGGCAAUCAAUGACGGUCCUCAAUCAAGCCCAAUGUCGCAGCCCGAAGCGCGUGAAUGAGAUGUUCAAGAAAAUUUCCCGGGAGACGAUCAAAAGUGAAUCAAAUGAGGAUUUUACCCGCUUUAUUGAGUAUGACGAUUUAGUGCAAGGCUGGGGGGAUGAUUGCGAAAAGGACUUCAGUUCCUGUGAGAGCGUUAUAUUGAAUGACGAGGAGUUUCAGAAGCGCAACUUGAAAACAACUGCAGCUUUCAGCAGGCAAAAGUUGGAGUAUGGUAGGAAGGGGGGCAGAAAAGAUGAUAAGUUUUGGCAGGGCUGCUUCGCCCAUGCAAGUGUAGACCCAGAGGACCAUCUACUGAAGUGUAACCCCUUGAAGCUGACCGACAAGGACAAAUCGAAAGCAAACGAGAAAGUGCUGCGCACCAUCGGUCUUUUCACCGAAAAGGGGGAAAUUCGACCUGGAGUGAUCAGCAUUCUUGAGGAAAAACAGCGACAGAGCUUAAUGCAGAACAGAGCGAAAAAUGUCCAGUUCCGAACAGAGCGGAAGUUCGACUUGGAGGUGCGAUUUAAUAAUCAGAUGAUGGACGGUGUUACGUCUGAAGAGUCCUUUGGGAGUGAGCGAAACUUGGGGCCACCUACAAGCAUGACUGGACAUACUGAAAGUUUGAACGCUUCCAGCUCGAGUACUGUGGGCGAGUCGGAUAUCAUGAAAGAGAAUGCCAGGGCGAAUCAGGCUUUAAUAAAGAAAUGUAAUUAAUUGAA